Messenger RNA from Monodelphis domestica (gray short-tailed opossum), 1346 nucleotides. It is a transcript of the gene CBR4, whose product is annotated as carbonyl reductase 4. Gene Ontology annotation, molecular function: quinone binding; oxidoreductase activity, acting on the CH-OH group of donors, NAD or NADP as acceptor. NCBI's taxonomy places the organism in Eukaryota, Metazoa, Chordata, Mammalia, Didelphimorphia, Didelphidae. Gene Ontology annotation, biological process: fatty acid biosynthetic process. The record is from RefSeq and is a predicted model, not a curated record.
UUCCCCCUAGCCAAGCCACUUCCACCUCCACCUUCGAAAGGUUUUUCUUAGUAGAACCCGAGAUCCCCAGGAGUUUGUAAACCAAAUCUUCCACCCUAGAGCCCGAGGGUCUUGGUGACGUCAUCGCGCUGACGAAGGGGCGAGGAUGGGGCGGAGCUCUAAUCUCGCUCUUGAUUUUUCGUUCGCUGCAGUCCCUCCUGGAGCCGCCCCCCACCCCACCCCCAGAACCCUACCUCCUUCGGCCAGCUCAGCCCGACAUGGAGAAGGUCGGAGCCGUGUUCGGUGGCUCCCGGGGCAUCGGCAAAGCGGUGGCCCAGUUAAUGGCCCAGAAGGGCUACCGGCUGGCGAUCGCUGGCAGGAACCUGGAAGCCGCGAAAGCUGUGGCUAGGGACCUCGGGGAAAAUCAUUUGGCACUUAAAUGUGACGUUGCUAAAGAGGAAGAUGUUCAAAAGGCAUUUGAAGAGAUGGAGACAAAUUUAGGCCCUGUUAACUUUUUGGUAAAUGCGGCUGGCAUAAACAGGGAUGGCUUGUUACUAAGAACAAAAACUGAAGACAUGGUGUCCCAGCUUCACACUAACCUCCUGGGAUCCAUGCUGACAUGUAAAGCUGCUUUGAGGAAUAUGAUUCAACAACAAGGAGGCUCUAUUGUUAACAUAGGAAGUGUUGUCGGUUUAAAAGGAAAUUCUGGCCAAUGUGUCUACAGUGCUAGCAAAGGAGGAUUAGUUGGUUUUUCCCGUUCUCUUGCUAAAGAGGUAGCCAGAAAGAAAAUUCGAGUGAAUGUCAUUGCACCAGGAUUUAUCCACACAGAUAUGACUAAAGAUAUGAAAGAAGAACAGUUAAAGAAAAAUAUUCCUCUUGGGAGAUUUGGAGAGCCUAGUGACGUGGCACAUGCUGUUAUUUUUCUUCUAGAAACUCCUUAUGUUACAGGACAUGUUCUCAUUGUAGAUGGCGGAUUACAACUUGUUAUGUAAAGAGGGUUUCUGUGUAUAAUAUGUAAUAAUCUGUAAUAAUAGUGUUUUGAAUUAAGAUUAUAUUUAAUUUUGUUAACAACUACUGAAUCAUACCUGCAUGAAUGGUAAUCAAACCUAUAAAAGAAAUUGUUAUUCCUUAUGUUUGAAGUUCAUUUGAUGGUGAUUAUAUGAUCAUUGAUGAUUAAACAGAACAAUAUUUGACUAGUAGUCCUUCCAUACUGCAGAUAUGAAAUCAGUUCUUUAGUGAUCUUAUGCGCCAUCAAAUGUAUAAAGAGCCAUUUUUCAAAGGAUAUCACCUUUACCAAGUGAUGGAAUUAUGCCCACUUGUUAUCUGUUUGUGCAUUUAAAUCAGUAAAAGAAACUUUUCUUUUUAAA